Messenger RNA from Eubalaena glacialis (North Atlantic right whale), 696 nucleotides. Its product is annotated as elongation factor 1-alpha 1-like. The record is from RefSeq and is a predicted model, not a curated record. The coding region runs from base 1 to 696 and encodes 231 amino acids. Lineage: Eukaryota; Metazoa; Chordata; Mammalia; Artiodactyla; Balaenidae. The transcript is spliced from 2 exons.
AUGAACCCAUGGACUGACUUGUCAAGAUACCAGCCAGUGUAUUCCUUGCAUCUGUCCCUCCAGGACAUAUACAAAAUUGGUGGUAUUGGUACUGUCCAUGGGGGUCCAGUGGAGACUGUUCUCAAAUCUGGCAUGGUGGUCACCUUUGCUCCAGUCAACAUUACAACUGAAGUAAAGUCUGUUGAAAUGCACUAUGAAGCUUUGAGUAAAGCCCUUCCUGGGAACAAUGUGGGCUUCAAUGUCAAGAACGUGUCUGUCAAAAAUGUUCAUCGUGGCAAUGCAGCUGGUGACAGCAAAAAUGACCCGCCGAUGGAAGCAGCUGGCUUCGCAGCUCAAAGGAUUACCUUGAACCAUCCAGGCCAAGUCAAUACUGGAUAUGCACUUGUGCUGGAUUGUCACACAGCUCACAUCGCUUGCAAGUCUGCUGGGAUGAAGGAGAAGAUUGAUCAUCAUUCUGGGAAAAAGCUGGAAGAUGGCUCCAUAUUCCCGAAAUCUGGUGAUGCUGCCAUCGUUGAUAUGGUUCCUGGUAAGCCCAUGUGUGUUAAGAGCUUCUCUGACUAUCCUCCUCUGGGCCGUUUUGCUGUUCGUGACAUGAGACAGACAGUUGUUGUGGGUGUCAUCAAAGCAGUGGACAAGACGGCAGCUGGGGUUGGCAAGGUCACCAAGUCUUCCCAGAAAGCUCAGAAGGCUAAAUGA